GAGGCGGCGGCGGCGGCGGCCGGAGCUCAGCAUGACCCUGAAGUGGAGCCGCAGCGACAGCGUGAGCAGCAUGCGCACGGCGCUGUCCGACCUCUACCUGGAGCACCUGCUGCAGCACCGGCCCAAGCCCGAGGCUGUCACUCCCUUGCCAAACACCAUGACUGAAGACAUUUACACCAAUGGCUCCGCUGCCCCAGGCAGCCCAGCCCACAUGAAUGGCCGAGAGGUGAGGAAAGUACGGCUCGUCCAGUUUGAGAAGGUCACGGAGGAGCCCAUGGGAAUCACGUUGAAGUUGAAUGAGAAGCAGAGCUGCACGGUGGCCAGGAUUCUUCACGGAGGCAUGAUUCACAGACAAGGCUCCCUUCAUGUGGGUGAUGAGAUCCUAGAAAUCAAUGGGCAGAGUGUGAACAACCACUCAGUUGACCAGCUGCAGAAGAUGCUGAAAGAAACCAAGGGGACAGUCUCAAUAAAAGUCAUUCCCAACCAGCAAAGCCGUCUUCCUGCGCUCCAGAUGUUCAUGAGGGCCCAGUUUGACUAUGACCCCAAGAAGGACAACCUGAUCCCCUGUAAGGAAGCAGGGCUGAAGUUCAAAACUGGGGACAUCAUCCAGAUCAUCAACAAAGACGACAGCAACUGGUGGCAGGGCCGAGUCGAAGGAUCCUCCACAGAGUCAGCAGGCCUGAUCCCCUCCCCUGAGUUACAGGAAUGGCGUGUAGCCAGCGUCACCCAGUCUACUCAAAAUGAGGCCCAGAGCUGCAGUCCCUUUGGCAAAAAGAAAAAGUGCAAAGACAAAUAUCUGGCCAAGCACAGCUCAAUUUUUGACCAGCUGGAUGUGGUUUCAUACGAGGAGGUGGUGCGGCUCCCUGCGUUCAAGAGGAAGACACUGGUGCUGAUAGGUGCAAGUGGAGUGGGCCGCAGCCAUAUCAAAAACUCCCUGCUCAGCAAGAACCCAGAGAAGUUCAUGUAUCCGGCUCCCUACACCACACGCCCCCAGAAGAAGAAUGAGGUGGAAGGGAAGAACUAUCACUUUGUCUCCACGGAGGAGAUGACCAAGGACAUUUCGGCCAAUGAGUUUCUGGAGUUUGGCAGUUACCAGGGAAACAUGUUUGGCACCAAAUUUGAAACUGUGCAUAAGAUCCACCAACAGGAUAAAAUUGCCAUCCUGGACAUUGAGCCUCAGACGCUGAAGAUCAUCCGCACUGCAGAGCUAUCCCCGUUCAUUGUUUUCAUCGCUCCAACAGACAAGGCCGACCAGUCGGAAGCCUUGCAGCAGCUACGGAAGGAAUCAGAGACCAUCUGCAGCCGCUAUGCACAUUACUUCGACCUGUCGCUGAUCAACAAUGGCGUGGAUGAGAGCCUCAGGCUGUUGGAGGAAGCCUUUAACCAGGCCUGCACCUCACCCCAGUGGGUUCCCGUCUCAUGGGUUUACUGAGAUGUCUUCUCACCCAGGCAGCUUCCCUAGAACCCAUCCUUCAGCAUGGGGUGAGAGAAGCCCCACAGCCUUCCCUGCUCCUUGUUUUAUGAAUACAGCCUAAACUGGUCUAUCCGACACAGGGUAGGAGUGCAGUGAGCUCAGAGCCUGCACCACAAAUUGCCAACCUUCCUGCUUUAUUAGCAGUAAAGGACAGAGAAUUAGCUUGGGGGGGGCUGUCAAAUUCAGUUGGGAGAGGGAAUCAUUAGAUUUAUAAGCCACAGUUUAGAUCUUGCUAGAGCCAGAUAGAAUCUUUCAUUCACAACACAACUCCUACUGGUUGCACAGGGAAGCUUCUGCAGUGACAGAGGCUGGGAAGACAUCAUCUAGUAACCAACUGCUGAUAAAAAGUAACUUAAUUACAAGAGCUGAAGAGGUAAGGUAGGGACACUUCCAGCCUCAUCUCUGCUACUCCUUUCUUCAACCUUUAGCUCACAGUGCAUACCAGCAUUAGCCCAUAUUCAUUAAGCUUCAGCAUCAUGAAGCUUAACAUAGCCAUAAAAACAGUUCAUGUGUCUAGCUGGUAUUUUUUCUGGGCUAAGUUUGUGGUACAUCAGCUUGUAUUUUAAGGAUUUCUUUCAUUGGCAUAGCUAGAGCCUGUUGUGGGGGUGGGAGUUUGAUAUCCUUGGGCUGCUCCAUACUCUGGCAGUGGAAGUUUUUAAUUUUCUGGCAUAACCUGUGCAACUGUGGUUUCAUCUCUGCUCCUGGAUUCUGACUCCAUUAUCAGCUGUCCUCAGAGACUCAACAAUGCUUAGGGUAAAUAACUCCAUAGACCAUACAGAGAAGAAACAAACUGGUAAAUUAGAUUCAACCCGGACCAUUGUGUAUCCCAUUUCAUGCAGUAGAAACUGAAUGUCUUGACAGACCAUGCAGGCAUGUUCUCCAGCCAAGGGGCAGCUCCCACUAUCUGCAAAUGUUACCCACAACUCCCACCCGUGAGGUACCUGUUGAUUUGGUGCUUACACAUUUAGCCAGCCAGCCACAGAGUGCUCCCUCUCCUCCAACUAUUUCACUGGGUUUGUUAUCUGUCCUUAAGCCCCACAGAGAUAGGACCAGGGGCUCACGUGUUGCAGUAGUUCCAUAGCAUCUAGGUAAGGGGUCUUCUGUGCAUUCAGCAGAAGAAGAAUGGGUAUAAACUCUAGUGCAAUUUUUCAAGGAUGCCAAAAACAACUCAUGAUGUGCAAUAGGGACUUUGUUCUAGGCCACUGCAGGGAAACGGAGUAGCAAUAAAAGUGUGUUGAAACCUUGCCAUGA
This is a messenger RNA of Alligator sinensis (Chinese alligator), 2725 nucleotides long. RefSeq names its product membrane palmitoylated protein 1 (gene MPP1). The transcript has 12 exons. Gene Ontology annotation, cellular component: plasma membrane; cell-cell junction. Lineage: Eukaryota; Metazoa; Chordata; Crocodylia; Alligatoridae. The coding region runs from base 32 to 1432 and encodes 466 amino acids. The record is from RefSeq and is a predicted model, not a curated record. Gene Ontology annotation, molecular function: signaling receptor binding.